Rhopalosiphum padi (bird cherry-oat aphid) is the source of this 1074-nucleotide messenger RNA. RefSeq lists its product as uncharacterized. The record is from RefSeq and is a predicted model, not a curated record. Lineage: Eukaryota; Metazoa; Arthropoda; Insecta; Hemiptera; Aphididae. The transcript has 2 exons. Bases 144 to 965 code for a protein of 273 amino acids.
GAUUAAUAUUUAAUAGUCAUUAAUUGGUAAUCUUUAAAUAAUUAUAAUAUUAUAACUUAAAAAAAAUUCAGUUAAUACGCCAUAGUGUAAUUGUUAAGUAUUUAUUUUGAUUAUAAGAAUGUACUGUUGACUAGUUUAACAAAAUGUCUUUAAAAAGUGUUCUAAAAAAGAAGUUUAAGAUAAAAAAUCCAAUUACAUCAAUGAAGAAAAAAAAUAAACCAAAGCAUGUUCUUCAUACGCCGUCUACAGAUACUUAUAGUAAAAUCGAUGGAGAAAAUAUUAUAAAAGAACGUUCCAUAACUGACAAAGAGCAAAAAAAAAACAUAAUACCCGAAAAAACAUUAAAUGGUGAGAAUGGCAAUGAAAAACAUAUUAAUAAUGAUGGAUCAAUAGAAUUAACAACCGUCAACAAGAAAAAACGCAAAUCUACAGAUCAAGAUAUUAGUCUUGAAUGUGUACCUAUAAAAAAAAAGGUAACUUUUGCAGCUGAUGUAAAAAGUGAAAAAGAUGAUCAGAAAAGCAGUGCUGGAAAAUUGAAACUAAUAAGCUUAAACAAACGGAAGAAAUUGAAUUAUAUAAAAAAAUUAAAGGCUAAAAAAAAUAAACAAAAAAAUGCAAAAAAGUGUGAAGAAAAUGCCACUGCUAUUAGUACACCUAGACAAGAACGAGCCGUGGAAUAUUUAAUGCAAUGGAAGAAUGAUCGAUCAAAUUGGAAGUUUAAAAAAAUUUAUCAACUUUGGUUGAUUAAAAACACUUAUGACCCCCUGAAAGUGUCUAAAGAACACUUUGAAGUUUUAGUAGAAUAUCUUCAAACUAUUGAAGGUAAAAGUCGCAGUAUAAUUCUUCAAAGUGCUAAUACAGUUGUCUCAGAAUUUUCUAAUUCUAAUGAAGGACAACAAGAAUUAAAUUCAUCACAAGAAGUUAAAUAUCAACGAGCCAGGACUAUUAUUCAAAUGUUUGAAUGAUACAUUUAACCAAAUAUAUUUUUUUCCAAUUAAAUGUAACUAAUUUUGUUUUAUUACAUAUUUAAAUAUUUAAUAAUAAAAAUUAAAUAAAUAGCAUUAAAACCAUAAA